AUGCGCCGCCAUCCACUGCGAGCCACGCAGACCCUGCGCAACGGCAACCCAUCCGACGCCCUUAGCUUGAUACAAAGCUAUGACUCCGACUUGAACCCUUCACGUCCAGCCAAAUCCUCCUCCCUAGGCGUCUCCAUCGAUACCGGACUUCCUCUCGAGCUGCUCAACCGCCUUCGCGCAUUUCCUCUCUUCCAGAGCGCGCCCGAGUCAUUUCUGCUCUCCAUUGGGAAGAGCCUACGGCCCAGCAUAUACCAACCCGCGCAAGAAAUCAUCAGAGAGGGCGAGGAUGCAAAGGCCAUGUACUGGGUCGUUCGCGGCUCUGUCCGUGCAACGAGCAGAGAUGGGGAGAGCACGUAUGCGGAAUUGAAGCCCGGUUCAUUCUUCGGUGAAAUUGGCAUAUUGAUGGAUAUACCCAGAACAGCGAGCAUCGUGGCCAACAUUCGAAGUCUGGUCGUUCGUCUGAACAAGGAGGAUCUGCAAAGAGAACUGCCUUCAUACCCCGAAGUUGAGAGAGCCAUCAGGGACGAAGCGCUGGAAAGAUUGGCUAUCUUGGAACGCAAGAAGCAGGAAAGGAGUGUCAAUAACCAUGUCAGCGAGGCAGGGAGCAUGCGACCGCCAGCAGCACCGCGUAAACGAUCACGUGAUUGGUCGGCGGGCGACGUUGAGAUGGGUGAGGCCGGUUCGCUUGCAGACGGGGAGGUGAUGAGCAAUAAGAAGCGCAAAUCGCCAUCUCCAGGAAUCGCGGAAGUCGCGGCAUCGAGUGCACUCGGAGCCUCUUCUCUCACCAUCAGACAAGUGCUCAAAGAAUUGCCAUUGUUUGCAGGUCUCCCUUCGGACAUUUUACAUUUCCUAGGUGUCAACGCACAGCCUGUGACUUACCCUCCAUUUACGGAGAUUGUCAAGCAAGGGAGAAGCGGACGGGACGUUUACUUCAUCAUCAAAGGUGAUGUGGAAGUCUUGACCGAGGCACCAGACCAGAGUCCAAAGCGCGCUGGCAGCACGAACGGACACGUGCAGGGCCCAGAGCAACUUGUGCAAGCUCGAUUGACUGCGGGUCAAUAUUUUGGCGAAGUCACAAGCCUGAGUCUCGCGCCCAGGAGGACGGCAACGGUACGGAGUGUGACUUCGGUAGAAUGUCUGCUAAUCAGCGGAGAUGUGCUGGACGAUCUGUGGAGAAGAUGCAGUCCUGGCCUGAGGCAGCAGGUUGAAAGUGAAGCCAAGAGACGCAUGAAGGCGGCAAGGAAAGAUGAUGAUGUUGUCAUGGCCGACUCAGGUUCUGCGGGUGAUGUUCCUACGAGGGUUGACCACGACGAUGAAGGUGUCGAUGGCGAAGUGGACUGGCGAAAAGACCUACCAAUCGUCAAGUUCGACGACCCACUUCCUUUGCAAGAUAUGUCGACACAAAUGGAACCCAUCGACCCGGACCCGUUCUUCAACGAAGACUUKGAACACAUGCGUGCCAAAUCUCGGAGGUCCUCUCUCGCACCACCAGUACCCGGCACCGACGGUCAAUUGGGAGGCCUUUCAGAGAAUCGCACACCUAGUCCGCCCGCAGUACGCAUACAUCCUUCUUCGCCACUCAAGCCGCUGCCAUAUGGGAAAUCGCCGGCUUCUUCGGGGACAUCGCCCAACUCGCCACGCCGACCCAGUCCACCCCCUACACGGCGGCCAAGCAUGGACAGGAGACAGUCCAAACAUACACAGGGCCGACUUCCCGACCCUCUACUGAAAUCCGUCUUCAAACAUCUUGACCUGCUACAAUUGAUGAAAUGUCGUCAGAUAAGCGUUCACUGGCAGCACAUCAUCUCUACCUCACCCGACUUGGUGCAGGAACUGAAUCUGUCCAUGUACAACAAGUACGUCACAGAUGCUACACUCAGAGAUGUUAUUGUACCUUUUAUCGGCAGCAGACCCAAAGAGAUUGACAUGUCGAAUUGCUUUCAUGUCACAGACGAAGGCUUCCGCAGGCUGACCGAGGCGUGUGGGGAAACGGCCAGAGUCUGGAAGAUGAAGUCUGUGUGGGAUGUUACGGGAUCAGCGGUGCUUGGGCUUGUGGAAAAGGCCAAGGAGCUGGAGGAGAUUGACCUCAGUAACUGCAGGAAAGUGAGCGACACUCUUCUUGCUAGAGUGGUCGGAUGGGUUGUUCCAGAAAUGAAGCCAGGACAGCUGGCUUUCCAAGCCCCACCUCAGCAACCCAUGAACGGCAAGCGAAUACAUUCAAAACGGCAUCCAGGAGCUCUGUCACUUGCUGGACAAUACAACCAGCCUGCUCCACCACCCGGGACUGUCAUUGGGGCUCCCAAGCUCAAGCGACUGACGCUCUCAUACUGCAAGCAUGUCCAGGAUAGGAGCAUGGCGCAUAUCGCAGUCCACGCUGCGGAUCGCAUCGAAUCACUAGAUUUGACAAGAUGCACAAGCAUCUCCGAUGCUGGCUUCCAUUCCUGGGGUAUGUACGAGUUCAAGAACUUGCAGAAGCUUAUCCUCGCGGACUGCACAUACUUGAGCGAUCAGGCGAUUGUGGGCGUCGUAGGUGGCUGCCGAGGUCUCAGAGAAUUAGACCUCUCAUUCUGCUGCGCACUCUCCGACACAGCUACUGAAGUCCUGGCUCUUGGACUGCCCGCUUUACGGAAACUCGACAUGGCGUUCUGUGGCUCGGCAGUCAGUGAUAACAGCCUGCGCUGCAUCGGUCUACAUUUAUURGAGUUGCGUUAUCUAAGCGUCCGAGGUUGCGUGAGAGUCACGGGCCAUGGUGUGGAUAGCGUCGUCGAAGGCUGCCGAUAUCUCCAAGCACUUGAUGUCAGUCAGUGCAAGAAUCUUCGACCUUGGCUGGAUCGCGGGGGAAUCCAACGCGCCAAUGCCCCUUCUACAGGGAGGCGCAUCAAAUUCGAUGUCGUUGCGGAUGGAUCGUGGCGUGCUGCGGAUGGGAGAUGA
Molecule: messenger RNA, 2931 nt
Organism: Ramularia collo-cygni
Lineage: Eukaryota; Fungi; Ascomycota; Dothideomycetes; Mycosphaerellales; Mycosphaerellaceae
Product: related to leucine rich repeat proteins, some proteins contain F-box
Exons: 1
Coding region: 1-2931 (976 amino acids)
Molecular function (GO): protein binding; protein-containing complex binding
Source: RefSeq, a predicted model, not a curated record